Messenger RNA from Solanum dulcamara, 471 nucleotides. RefSeq lists its product as uncharacterized. The transcript has 2 exons. Bases 67 to 471 code for a protein of 134 amino acids. Lineage: Eukaryota; Viridiplantae; Streptophyta; Magnoliopsida; Solanales; Solanaceae. The record is from RefSeq and is a predicted model, not a curated record.
GCUUGUUCUUUCUAGGUCCCCUUGGCUACAGGCCAAGAAAUACCAACAAAGCUUCCCCUUGAUCUGAUGUGUGUCAAACAUCUUUGCAUGUGUAUUUAUCUUGAGGGGGCUGAGAUUCUGUCUGCUCUUUGCUUGAUAAGAAGCUUCCCAUUAUUACGAUAUCUGGAAAUUCAGAUGGUGUUGAAUAUUGAUCACACUCUAUCGGCUCUAGAUUGUCUUGAAGUGGAAGCUUUUCCGAACGUGAUAUUCCAACACCUAACCGAAGUUAAGCUAAUAGAAGCUACUGGCAGUAUGCGGGAGAUGCAACUUAUCAAGCUUCAGUUAGCCAAGUCUCUGGUGCUCGUGAGAAUGUUAAUCAAUCCCCAGAGGUUCUUGUAUGAAUCUCCAAUAUUAAAUAGACUUGCUAGGCUAACAGCAUUUGAGUUUGCAUCAUCUAAAGCAGAAGUUCUCUUUAUAAGUAGUCAUGUUUGA